Molecule: messenger RNA, 279 nt
Organism: Diuraphis noxia (Russian wheat aphid)
Lineage: Eukaryota; Metazoa; Arthropoda; Insecta; Hemiptera; Aphididae
Gene: Dnaaf6
Product: Dynein axonemal assembly factor 6
Biological process (GO): axonemal dynein complex assembly
Cellular component (GO): cytoplasm
Molecular function (GO): dynein intermediate chain binding; protein-folding chaperone binding
Source: RefSeq, a predicted model, not a curated record
AUGACCGUUCUCAAUCGUAGAUCAAAAACAGGAAAAGAUACCACAAUCUUGACUGCUGAAUCUUUAAAAAAAACCGAAGAAAAAAAUCAAAAGAAAAUCGAAGUAAUACAGUCGGAAGAAGAGAAAUUAAAAAACAUAUGGCAAGAUGAAGAGAUAGUAGCUGCCCCAGAAGCYAUUGAUGUUGUUUCAGAUACUAGAGUUAGACCCGAAUAUGAUGUAAAGUAUCAACAGUACGUGGGAACAGAAGAUGCGUUUUUACAAGACAUUAAACUAAACUAA